This is a messenger RNA of Purpureocillium takamizusanense, 630 nucleotides long. RefSeq lists its product as uncharacterized. Bases 1 to 630 code for a protein of 209 amino acids. The transcript has a single exon. NCBI's taxonomy places the organism in Eukaryota, Fungi, Ascomycota, Sordariomycetes, Hypocreales, Ophiocordycipitaceae. The record is from RefSeq and is a predicted model, not a curated record.
AUGGCUAUGGCCAUGGCAAGGACUCAGCUGCAGCUGAGACGCCCUGGGGCGACCGGAGCGAGCAAGACGGUGGCAUUGCCGAUCCCUGCGCUCGCUACUGCUGCCCUUCGACCAUGCAUCCAUGCUGCACCCAUCAUGCACCGCCAUGCACCACCCUGCCGCACCAAAGGCCGCACGCAUCCAGUUCGCCGGCGUUGGCCAGUGGCAGCUUGUCCUCGCCCUCCCGCUCGACGGUACCAGAAUAGCAACCUACCCAACCCUGCCAAGAUGGCGCUGCUCGAUGGUGUGCGCCAGGGCCAGAGGCGAACGCUUCUCGUUCGUGCAGUUGCAUGGCACGAGCUUCAGCCCUCCAUCAGCGACCUGUCGCUAGGCAAAUCGGACUGCCUCACAGCUGGCGCCAAGUACUGUUCAUCGUCGCCUCCCGGCAAAAAAACGCUGCCUGCCUGCCUUUGGCGAGAUGGCUGCACGUCGGGACUCGGCGGGGUGCAAACUGCAAAGCAAAGUCCACCACCACCGCCGCCGCCUCCUCCCCCAGCUCCCUCGUCGGACACAGACCAGCUGCAGCUUCUUCACAGACCAGUCCCGACUUCUUUUUUUGUCAAGACCACGUCCGGCCACCCUCGAACGUAG